UUUUGAGAUUGUGGUUUCAGAUGCGUGCUUUCUAAGAUUUGUGAGAUGUAUUGAUGUGUGUUUCUGAAAUUUUUGGUAAUGUUAAGAUUUACGUGAAUGUGUUUGGGCUUGUAUGUGAGAUUUAUUGAAAAUUUGUUGAAACCAACACUAUUGUGAAAGAAUCAGAGUUGUUUUUGUGAGACUGAAAUUCUGAUCUGAGAUUGUGUGAUAUUCUUGUUUUCUUGGUGAUUUUGAUCUAAGUCGAAGUAUGAACGGAGUCGGGAACGGCCAGAAUGUUCUCAGCAAGCAACUAUCAGCGGAGUCGCUGCCUAUAUUCCAAGAAGGUAUAUGUCUUAUCCUUUCUAGAUGGUCAGCUUUGCAAUUAGCCGUUGAGAACGAGUGGGGUGGCCGUGGUUCUCGACAAUUAGCUGACCAGCUUGGCUCCGAUAUCUUCUCUUGGUUCACUCAAUCUAAAGAGCCACUCUACAUCGAUGAUUUAGAAAAUAUCCUGGAUGAAGGCAUGCUUUCUCUUAAUACCAUGAUUGAGGAUGGCAGUGUUGAAGAGGUAGCAGAGAAGUUAAUGAUUAUGCAUGAAGAGUGUUUGGAAGGUAACUAUAACUCUAUUGAAAAGUUGAGGCAAGCAGGUCCUAGUACUGGAGCUCAUCAACAUGUCAGACAGGGUGCAGAAGAUGACGAUGAUGAUGAUGAAGAGGAUGAGGAUGAGGAUGGAAUGGAUGAUAGAUCAAACAUGGUUGUUGAUGCACCGAAAUUUCAGACAAAAGCAAAACAAGUGAGCAUGCAGGUUGAUGGCAACGGCCAGGAGGCUCAAGGAGAAGAUGGUUGGACGGUUGUUUCAUCUAGGAAAAACAGGAAUAAAAUGAAUUAGAUCAUAUCAUUUUUGUAAUUUGCUCUUUUUUUAAUGUGUUCCUUCGGCAUUUUUAAUGUGUUCCUUCGGCUUUUAUCAAUUGGUGCUUUACUAGUGUGAUCUUCUACAAAGUGGAAAACUCUACUUGAUCGUUCAUGAUGAUGGUAUGAGCUUGUUUAAUAUUAGUGAGUUUUUAGUUUUA
Molecule: messenger RNA, 1046 nt
Organism: Manihot esculenta (cassava)
Lineage: Eukaryota; Viridiplantae; Streptophyta; Magnoliopsida; Malpighiales; Euphorbiaceae
Product: pre-rRNA-processing protein TSR2 homolog
Exons: 4
Coding region: 248-865 (205 amino acids)
Biological process (GO): maturation of SSU-rRNA from tricistronic rRNA transcript (SSU-rRNA, 5.8S rRNA, LSU-rRNA)
Cellular component (GO): nucleus
Source: RefSeq, a predicted model, not a curated record